Artibeus jamaicensis (Jamaican fruit-eating bat) is the source of this 7543-nucleotide messenger RNA. It is a transcript of the gene OSBPL10, whose product is annotated as oxysterol binding protein like 10. Gene Ontology annotation, cellular component: cytosol; intracellular membrane-bounded organelle; membrane. NCBI's taxonomy places the organism in Eukaryota, Metazoa, Chordata, Mammalia, Chiroptera, Phyllostomidae. Gene Ontology annotation, molecular function: cholesterol binding. The transcript has 11 exons. The record is from RefSeq and is a predicted model, not a curated record. Bases 201 to 2300 code for a protein of 699 amino acids.
CUUCCUUCCCAGCUCUCCUUUGCCUGCCUCCUCCUCCUCUUCCUCCUGUAUGAGUCAGGCAUUUCCCGGGGACUUGGAGCAGCCACUCGCGGCCCGGGCGCCCGGUACUGUAGCAGCAGCCGCCGCGGUCACCGCGUUAGGAGCCCCAGCGCCGGGGCCGCCACCGCGGCGAGCACCCGAGUCCCGGGCGCACACGAACCAUGGAGAGGGCGGCCCAGGGCGCAGACGGCGGCGGGGGCAGCAAUAGCAGCAGUCGCAGCAGCAGCCGCGCCACCUCCGCGGGUUCCUCACCCUCCUGCUCCCUGGCGGGCCGGGCGGUCUCCAGCCGGUCGGCGGUAGCAGGGCUCGUUGGCGGGGGCAGCCGCAGCAGCCCAGGCUCGGUGGCCGCUAGUCCGUCCGGGGGAGGCGGCCGCAGGAGGGAGCCGGCGCUCGAGGGCGUGCUCAGCAAAUACACCAACCUCCUCCAGGGCUGGCAGAACAGGUACUUCGUGCUGGACUUUGAGGCUGGCAUCCUGCAGUAUUUUGUGAAUGAGCAGAGCAAGCACCAGAAGCCUCGAGGAGCCCUGUCUUUAGCUGGAGCCAUCGUGUCCCUGAGCGACGAAGCUCCCCACAUGCUGGUGGUGUAUUCUGCCAACGGAGAGAUGUAUAAACUGAGAGCUGCUGAUGCAAAAGAGAGACAGUUUUGGGUGACUCAGCUUCGCGCUUGUGCCAAAUACCACAUGGAGACGAAUUCUAAGAUGAUGAACCAGGUGGAAGGGCAGCAGAAGAGCCUCGUGCAUGCCAUCGAGUCUCUGCCGGGUUCCGGCCCCCUCACCGCCCUGGACCAGGACCUGCUGCUCCUGAAAGCUACCUCCGCCGCCACCCUCAGCUGCCUUGGGGAGUGCCUCAGCCUGCUGCAGCAGAGUGUGCACCAGGUGGGCCAGCCCAGCCACAAGCCUGCAGCCUCAGAAAACAUCCUGGGAUGGCACGGGCCCAAGUCACAUUCCACAGAGCCACUGAAAAAUGGGACCUUCGGCUCUUUGCCAUCAGCCAGUGCCAACAUAACCUGGGCCAUUUUACCAAACUCCGCCGAAGAGGAACAAGCCUUCCAGCCAGAGCCAGAGCCAAACUCAGGCCCUGAACUGGUUUUGUCCGAAGAUGAGAAAAGCGACACUGAAGAUAAGGAAGAGACCGAGUUGGGCGUCAUGGAGGACCAGCGCAGCGUGAUUCUUCAUCUCAUUUCACAGCUCAAACUUGGAAUGGAUUUGACCAAGGUGGUGCUUCCCACAUUCAUUCUGGAGAAGCGGUCCCUGCUGGAAAUGUAUGCGGACUUCAUGGCGCACCCGGACCUGCUGCUGGCCAUCGCGGCGGGAGCCACGCCCGAGGAGAGAGUCAUUGGCUUUGUGGAGUAUUACCUCACCUCCUUCCACGAGGGCCGCAAGGGGGCCUUGGCCAAGAAGCCCUACAACCCCAUCAUUGGUGAGACGUUUCACUGCUCCUGGGAAGUCCCCAAGGACAAGGUCAAGCCAAAGAGGACUGCUCCCCACUCUCCUCCUGGCCACCAACACCUGACGGCCAGUGACCCUUCUGAAAGCUACAAGCUAAGGUUUGUGGCUGAGCAGGUGUCCCAUCACCCACCUAUCUCCUGCUUCUACUGUGAGUGCAAGGAGAAGAAACUGUGCGUCAACACUCAUGUAUGGACCAAAAGCAAGUUCAUGGGCAUGUCCGUGGGGGUCUCUAUGAUAGGAGAAGGUGUGCUGAGGCUCCUGGAACACGGGGAGGAGUACGUGUUCACCCUGCCCAGUGCCUACGCGCGCUCCAUCCUCACCGUCCCCUGGGUGGAGCUUGGAGGAAAAGUCAGCAUCAGCUGCGCCAAGACGGGGUACUCAGCAACCGUGAUAUUCCACACGAAGCCUUUCUACGGAGGGAAAGUGCACAGGGUCACAGCAGAAGUGAAGCACAACCCAACCAACACCAUUGUCUGUAAGGCCCACGGGGAGUGGAACGGCACCUUGGAGUUCACCUACAACAGCGGAGAGACCAAAGUCAUUGACACGACCGCGCUGCCCGUGUGCCCUAAGAGGAUCAGGCCUCUGGAGAAGCAGGGGCCCAUGGAGUCCAGGAACCUCUGGCGGGAGGUGACUCGGUACCUGCGACUGGGGGACAUUGACGCUGCCACGGAGCAGAAGCGGCGCCUGGAGGAGAAGCAGCGGGUGGAGGAGCGGAAGCGGGAGAGCCUCCGCACCCCGUGGCAGCCCAAGUAUUUUACCCAGGAGGGUGAUGGCUGGGUCUACUUCAAUCCCCUCUGGAAGGCAUACUGAUGGCGUGGAGGUGCGGAGCCUUUAGAAAGAGGCCUCUUUUUGUAGGAAUUAAAGUGGUACAGUAUCGAGGUUCUGUUGGUACUCACUGAGACCUCUUGAUAUCGUUCAAGAAAUGGUACCUGAGAAGUUACAUACUGUGAAAAAUGAACCCCAGACUCUACUAUAGGAUUGAAUUUAUUCAAGAGCCAUUUGGGGCGUGUGUGGACAGUGGUGUGUGUGGACUCUUGGCACACUACAUGCUCACACACAUACAUUAUAUACACAUCUGCUGGGUAUUACACAUGUAAAUACUUCACUUAUUAAGAUUUAAGUGGGUAAUUACGGGCACCUUUUUAUCAAUGAGGUUCGACGUUUUCUAUUUCUCGCUUUGCCAAAAAUGUUUUGCACUCACAAAGGUAGUCAACUCCUGUCAAAACAAAAUUGAAUUGGCAUCACCCAGCUGACAUCUGAUGGAAAAUGGCUCAUUCCAAGUAGGUGGCUGUCAUUUCAAAAUUAUUGAUUCCCACCUCCCUCCCCACUUCGGCAUUUGUCCAUUCUCCAGAAAGAUAAACAGCUCCACUGAAUGAGCAGUGGGCAGGAAGCUAUUAAAGGUUUAGCGAGAGCCUUUCAGGAUGGAGCACCUCCGGGGGAACUUAGAAGCAGGCCCAUCUUGGAACUUUCCUCCCAUAAUUUCUCAUGCUCAAAGCACUAGUCAUACACUUUUUUCUGAAGCUGCUUUUACAGUAGAAAAUAAGUCAUACAGGAACUUCACACUACUUUUAUGAUGAAAAAAGGGCUUUAGAAGUUAAAUAAAUGCAUGCAUAUAGAACCAUGCACAACCACAGCCUCAAUCUUGUAUUUAGUUUGGGGAAAGAGAAAAGAAUAUCAUGUGCAUUUUUUUUAGUGCGCCUCUAUUGUUUGACCCAGACUCUUGAAGAAAACCACUGUGAUUAAAAUAAAGCCCGCCUAAGCGUUCCCUGGUUUCAGUUGAAUCUCAGUGUUCAGCCUUUACAAAUGAGGUCAAGACUUGACUAGAAUAUAAAGCAAGGGAGAAAAAAUGACACAUUUGAUUUUUGCUCAAUGCUUCAUUUAUUUUUUACUGUGCCACUCUGAGAAUAUUUAUAAAAUCCAGUAGCAUGAAUGCUUCUCUGUAGUAAUACUAAUUUUGUGCCUUUUGUCUGCUUUCUUAAGACCAAUUGUUCACACUUUGUAGAUAUUAGACAAAUAUAUUUCAAUUAAAUACUAUACCUAUCUGUGUCUGUUUUAUCUUCAGGGAUUAAAAAAUUCUGUUGGAAUUGGUGGCGCUAAAUAAGCUCAGAUUUUAUUGGUUAUUGUUAAUUUGAUGUGAACAAGCAAUCAUAUUUGCAUCAAAACAGUGUUUCACAUACAAUGAAAACUCUACCAGAUAAGCAUUUGUGGAUAUUGUAUGACAAGCUUGUAAGGGCAUUUGACUCACAUCCAGUGAAUGUUUUAUUUCAUGAGAAGUGAAUACUGGGCGGAGGAGUGAUACAGGCGUGGUGAUGUGCAUAGUAGUCUCAAAACACCUGGGCGAAUAAAAUGUUUGGAAGUAUUUUAUUGCUGAGAGAAAAAGCAGGAUAGAUGCUAUUUUGAGGGGAAAAAAUCCUCAGUGAGAAGACUGAAAAGUAAUCACUGGCAUUUUUAGAUUUUCCAGCCUUCAAACUAUAAACCAUCUGGUAAGUAAAACAUGGAGAAGGCUUGCUUUUCUUUUUUGGGGGGUGGUGGUGAUGAUAAGUGGGUGGGCUGACUGCUUUCUAAAAAGUGAAUAUUCACAAAAAAACCAUUAUUACAGUUCCAAGGAUAAUUAUAAGCACCUGUAUACCUACUUUUUAAGCAAAGACACCUGUUCAUCAGUAGCUUAAAAGCCAUGGCUGCAGCCCUACAAAAUCGUGCCCCCCCCCUUAACCCCAGGGGCAGCACCACCACCGUCCUGACUCCCAGAGCAAGUCACCCUCUUGGGUUUUGCUCUUCUGUCUCCAUAUUUACUUGUUUGAGCUAAUACUGUGUUUACAGAUCCAUGUCGUCAUGUGCUUUGUUGAUUUUUGUAUUUUUUACCCAUCAGACAGUAAUUCCCAUUCCACCCCAGUGCCUGAAACUGUUAGCAAUCACCGUUCUAUUUUUUUAUAAACUUGACUAAAUACACCCCAUGAGUAGAAAAAUACUAUACAUAUUUUGCGCCUGGCUAAUUUCACUUAGCAUGUGUCCCAGGUUCAUCAGAAUUUCCUUCCUUUGUAAGGCUGCAUAGUACAUACCAUUGUAUAUGAAUAUAUAGAUCUCCCAUUGUUUUUUUUUUUUUACCUAUCACAAAGACUUGGGUUUGUACUCUUGCCUAUUAUGAGGGCUGCUUGCUGGCAACACAGGAGUGCAAGUAUCCGAGUCCCUAUUUGGGUUCGUUGGGGAUGUGCCCCCAGACAUGGAAGUGCUGCAUCAGAUGAAGAGUCCAUGUUUCAUUUUUUGAGGACCUGCCACACUGUUGUCCAUAGUGACUAUACCAUUUUGCAAUUCCACUGGUAAUGCACAAGGGUUUGAAUUUCUCCAUUAUUUUCUUUUGUCUGUAAAAAUCAUUUUGAUGGGUGUGAAUCAGCACAUUCUUAUUGUGGUUUUGAUCUGCAUUUUCUAAUGAUUAGUGAUGGCAUCUUAUGUGUUUACUGCCCAUUUGUAUACCUUUGGAGGAAUGUCUUCUCAAGUUCCUUGCUAAUUUUCUAAUUGGGUUGUUUUAUGUAUUAUGUAUUGAGUUGUAGGAGUUUUUUAAAUUCUGGAUGUUAAUUCUUUAUAAAUGUUUUAUAUUCUCCCAGUCUUUGGGUUGCCUUUUCACUGUUGAUGGUACCCUUUGAUGUACAAAAGUAUUUAAUUUUGAUUACAUCUGAUUUUUUUUGUAGCUUGUGCUUUUGUUGUGAUAACCAAGUCAUUGCCAAAUCUAAUUUCAUGAUUUUCCCCAUUUUCUUUCAAGAGUUUUAGUUUUAGCUCGUGUUUAGUUUUUUUGGGGGGGGGUCCUGAAUUUUUGUAUACUAUACUGUGUUAGUCAAGAGCCCAACUUCAUUAUUUUGCAUAUGGUUUUCCUGAUUUCCUAGGACCAUUUGUCUUGGGAGUAAGGGAGGAUCUCCUCUCCCCAUUGAACAUUCUUAUCAAUUAUUUGACCAUCUAUGCAAGGGUUUACUCCUGGACUCUCUAUUCUGAUCCACUGGUUUACAUCUAUCAUUAUGCCAGUACUAUACUGUUUUAUUAUGGCUUUGAAGUUCUAAAAACAGGAAGUGUGAGCCUUUAAACUAUUUUCAAGAUUGUUUUAGCUAUUAGGGGUCCCUUGAGAUUCCAUGUGAAUUUUAUAUUUUCGUUAAAAACAUUACUAAAAUUGAUGAAGCAUUGCACUGACUCUGUAGAUUGCCACAUGUAGUACUGCCAUCCUAACAAAUGUAUCUUUCAGUGCAGUGGAUGUCUUUUCAUUAUCUUCUGUUUCUUUUGGGGGUGUUUUGUAGUUUUCAAUGUAUAUGUCUGUCAUCUCCUUAGUUUACUCCAGUAGUUUACUGUCUGAUAUUAUUACAUAAGUAAUCGUUUCUCAUUUUCCUUUUGAGAUUGUUCAUUGUUGGCAAUGUAUAAACAACUGAUUUUUAUUUGUUGAUUUUGUAUCUAGCAACUUUGCAGGAUAUAUUCUGUCAUUUUUAGGGUUUUAUAAAUAUAAACAGAUAAUUUCACUUCCUUUCCAGUUUGAAUGCCUUUUAAAAGAAAAUUUAUCCAAGUAUUGGCAGUUCUAGCCAGGUCAAUUGGACAAAGUGGAAAAGCUGGUAUCCUGUCUUGUUCAAUUUUAUGUCAUUGUGUAUGGCUGUGGCUUUUUCCUAUGUGACCUUCAUGUUGAGAUGUUUUCUAUUCCUAGUUGACUUUAUCAUGAAAGGUGCUAAAUUUUGUCAAGUGCAUUUUCUGCGUCUGCUUUCAGGGAUGGCCAUUCUUUUGGCAUCUCUGUACCACAAUGGAAGGAAGAGUUGUCUUGGGCUAUACAUUAAAUACAUUGUGACACGUAAUCUCAAAAAUAAUCGUAAUGUUUUAAGUGAAUUUAUUAUUUUGUUUGGACCACAGGUUGGACACCCCUGAUCUUAGAUGAUCAUGUUUCCCCCUCACUUUGUCCUGUUAGUGUAUGGUGCGUUACAUUGGUUUUGUAUGUUCAAUAUCCCUCCAAGACUAAACCCUGCUGUCAGGGUGUGUAAUCCUUUCCAUGUGCUGUUGAAUUUGCCUUGCUAUUUAUUGUAAUGAGGAUUUUUGCAUCAGUAUUCACAAGGCGUAUCAUUCUGUAAUUUUCCUGUUGUAUCUUUAUCUGACUCAGGUAUUGGGGUAACGUUGGCCGUGUACAAUGCGUUAGGCAGUGUUUCCUAUUCUUCCAAAAAUUUUUUUUGGAAGAGUUGAGAACAGGUGUUGAUUCUUCUUUGAAUGUGUGGUAGAAUUCAGCAGUGAAGUGAUCUGUCCCUGGGCUCUUAUCUGUUGGAACUUUCCGCACCCCCCACACCCAUUACUGAUCCAAUCUCCUCCUAGCUAUAGGCCUUGUUCAUAUUUUGUUCUUUCAUGAUUCAGUUUUAGUCUUGGUAUGUUUCCAGAAAUUUGCCCUUUUCAUUUAGCAUAUUCAGUUUGUUGAUACACAACUGUUCCUCAUACUUGUAAUUUUUCAUUUCUACAAAAUGGGAAAUACUGUCCCCACUUCUUUUUCUUAGCCUUUUUGUCAAUUUUGUUAACCUUUUUGAAGAACCAACUCAUGGUUUCUCUGUUUUUCUAUUUAUCUCAGCUGUAAUAUUUUAUUAAUUCCUUCUGCUAGUUUUGGAUUUACUGUUUGUUUUUUCAGUCCCAAACAGAUUCUGAGUUCACUGAUUUGAGACCUUCACAAAUGUUGAGCAUUUACAGGUACUAUAUACUUCCUCUUAGCACUGCUUUUGCAGCAUCCCCUACAUUUUGGUUUUUAUUUUCAUUUAUUUCAAGAGUUCUAAUUUGUCUUAUUUCUUCUUCGACCCAUUUGGUGUUAUUUAAUUUAUAUAUAUUUGUCGAUUUCUCAGUUUCUGCUAUUUUCUGGUUUCACUGCAUUGGCUAGAUGAGAUACUUUGUAUGAUUUUAGUUUUAAAAUUCACUGACUUGUUUGGGGGCUCACAUAUAAUUAAGUCCUAGAGAAUGUUCCAUGCACACCUGAGAAAAAUGUGUCUGCUGUUGUUGGAAGCUAUACAUAUGUUAAGUCCAGGUGGCAUAUAUUGUUGUUUAAUCCAUUAUUGAUACUG